AUGCUGCCCCUUGUGGUGGUGCUCCUGGCGGGUCUGGAGCAGAGUUGGGCCGCCUCCUGUGUGGUGGACAGUUUCAAUGUCAAGGAGGACUUUGACCCCAAGAGAGUGAGUAAAACAAACAGCCCACAUGUUGUACAGUAGAUAUUCUAUAGUAGACCUACUUGUCCUGCAAGGCCCUACAUCUAUCUGUUUUUUUAUGUGCUAGUGCUACAGUACGCAGCUAGAAAAAUAGUUGUAACACUAUUGCUCCAGUAUGGAGGAAAUAAUCAUUGCCAAGGCUACCUGCAAGGCCUUUUAAUCAACCAGUUUUUUUGUGUGUGCUCCAGUAUGCAGGGAAGUGGUACGCUCUGCAGAAGAAGGACCCUGAGGGACUGUUCCUCCAGGACAACAUCUCAGCUGAGUACACCAUCGGUGACGACGGCUCUAUGGUCGCCUCCUCCAAGGGACGUGUCACACUUUUCGGGUAAGAGCUGCCUGGAGAUUAUUUCAGAUGAAACGGCAAUAGUCUUAAAAAUUGGACAUGGCUUUCCGAAUCGGUGUAUAAGGGUCAAACUGAAAACCUUAUGUCUACUACAUGUUUGUAAGUUAAAGCCAUUUCACAUGAAUACUGUAUCUAUGAUGUUGAUUUGAAAUACUUUCCCCUAUUUACAGAUUCUGGGUUGUGUGCGCUGACAUGGCUGCCCAGUACACUGUGCCGGACUCUGCCAACCCUGGAAAGAUGUUCAUGAACUACCAGGGCCUGGCCAGUUAUCUGUCCAGCGGAGGUACGUCUUCUGAAUAUACACAAAUACACUUAGAGGCAGAGACGCAGCAAUAGCAACCAGUAAGACGCGCUCGAUACUCACAAUACUCUCCUCUUCUUUCAGGUGACAACUACUGGGUGAUCGACACCGACUAUGACAACUAUGCCAUCACCUAUGCCUGCCGUACCCUGAAGGACGAUGGAAGCUGUGAGGAUGGCUACUCCCUGAUCUUCUCCCGUAACCCUCGUGGCCUGCCACCAGCCAUCCAGAGGAGCAUUCGCGCCAAGCAGGAAGAGAUCUGCAUGGCUGGACAGUUUGAGCCCGUGCUGCAGUCUGGUACGGGUUAUAUUUUAUUUAUAAAGCCCUUCUUUCAUCAACAAUUGUUACGAAGUGCUUUACAGUAAUCCAGCCUACACCAUCAAAGAGCAAGGAUCAGUGUUCAGUCUGCAUUACUGUAAAUGUUACAUGCUGAAUGCCGCCUUUACAAACAUUUACGGAGUUAACUCAUCUCCUACUUAACAAAUAUUUAUUACCAGCAUAAAUUAGCUUUCUACAACUAAAGCAAAUGUAAAUUUUUGGGAUGUCCAACAAAUGUAGCCUCCAGUUGAACCUCUUUCUUUUUCUCUGCUCAACAGGAGCUUGCUAA
This is a messenger RNA of Coregonus sp. 'balchen', 1389 nucleotides long. The record is from the annotation of a GenBank genome assembly. NCBI's taxonomy places the organism in Eukaryota, Metazoa, Chordata, Actinopteri, Salmoniformes, Salmonidae.